GGAAGCGAUAUCUCCGCUCCUCUCGCGGACCGGGCUGGGCUGCCCGGGCGGCGGGCUCCUGCGCAUCUUCCACAUCUUCCGCGGCGGUUGUGGAAGGGCCAAGCGGCCAUGUCGGAAGCGAAUGGAAGCGGUGAUUUCGCCUUGUCGCCGAGCUCAGGCUCGAGCCGGGGCGCGGAGCGAGGUCGCCUCUCGCAGCCGUCCACUUCGCGGAACGGCGCCGUGCCCAAGCGCAAGCCGACGCGGGUACCGAGCAGCCCGCACCUUCACGCCACCGAGGAGGAAGAGGAGCUGGAGGCAGUGGGCGAGCAGCUUCCGGCCGCCGACGAUGAGCACAGGAGGAGAGUGAUCCGGCAUCAGUACCGGGAGCUCAUCAGCAGCGUGCAGCAAAAUCAUGAGGAUAUGCUGAGUUCAAAAAGCAACAGACUCACAGAAGCUUUGGAAGAAGCCAACAAACUGUUCAGUGGAGUUUCCUGUGCACGAGAGGCUGCCCUGGAUGCCCAGUUUCUUGUUUUAGCAUCCAAUCUAGGAAAGGAGAAGGCCAAUGAGUUGCACUCUGAGAUGACAACGUUUGAUUCAGUAGCAUUUGCAGAAGACUUGCUAACAUUCAUGGGGAUAAAUCGUAUUGAAAUAGACGAAAACGACAGUGAUUCUGAAAGCACUUCAGGUGGCUAUUUACCUACUAGUGCAUGGCAAAAACUGGGAGAAGAAGCAGAAAAGUACUUCAGGAGAGCACCUUCUUUUCAUUACAUGUUGGGAUCUUUCAAGUCUGAUCCUCCUGUACCAAGGCAGCGGAUUGAGAGGCAGAAAAAGGCUCCAGGUGGAGAACAAAAAAGAGCAAUGCCUGCUCAGUUAAAAAAAAUGGAGGAGUCUCACCAGGAAGCUACAGAAAAAGAAGUAGAGAGGAUCUUGGGAUUAUUGCAAACUCACUUUAAAAACGAUCCCAGUACACCUAUUUCCUUCUUCGAUCUGGUGAUCGAUCCAAAUUCUUUUGCCCGCACUGUGGAAAACAUCUUUCAUGUUUCCUUCAUUAUAAGGGAUGGUUUUGCAAGAUUAAAGCUGGAUGACGAUAAAUUGCCAAUAAUAGAGCCUUGUAAAGACAACAGGGGAAGGGAGGACGACCAUAGGUCGCAGGCACGGAAACAGGUUGUCAUAUCUCUGAGCUAUCAGGAAUGGAAGGAGAUUGUAGAAACAUAUGAAAUAACAGAACCCAUGAUUACUCCUCCGUGUCGUAGAGAUGAAGAUGAAAUGGAGAUACCUUAAUUCCUCACGUGCCUUACAGAAAAUAUUUUUAAAUGUUUCUUUUCAGAAAAGAUUUUGUAUGUAUAUAUUGUUAAAUUAAAUUUAUUUUUGUUGGAA
Colius striatus (speckled mousebird) is the source of this 1356-nucleotide messenger RNA. It is a transcript of the gene NSMCE4A, whose product is annotated as NSE4 homolog A, SMC5-SMC6 complex component. NCBI's taxonomy places the organism in Eukaryota, Metazoa, Chordata, Aves, Coliiformes, Coliidae. Gene Ontology annotation, cellular component: nucleus; Smc5-Smc6 complex. The record is from RefSeq and is a predicted model, not a curated record. The transcript has 11 exons. The coding region runs from base 109 to 1260 and encodes 383 amino acids. Gene Ontology annotation, biological process: DNA repair.